CAUUGCCACUUACAUACACCGCAACGAAAGGGGUCGACCUAAGCAACGAUCGCGCGGCGCAGACAAUCAGCCAUGCAACCAAUCUACAUUUGGCCUCUUGCCGUAUGACCGAGAGUCUGCGCAUGCGCCACAAGACAGUUGCCUUCAGCUUUCUUUGGAUAGAGUUAGAGGAAAAGUGCAGUAGAUAAAUGGCAUGGCAGGAGAGUGUAGGGGCAGCUUUGGUACUUGAUGUAAUGGUUUUCGUAAAAUUGAAGCUGCAGCCAGUUUGCUACAUGCGAGUGUUAUUUGCAGGCGCGUGGGCAUCAUGCAUAAAUAGCAAUUGCUGGCUGACACAAAUGUUUGCAGAGAAAUCCGAAGCUUUGAAAGAGGAGGAAUUUAACUUAAAGUACAAGCACAACAACAGCAGCAAGAGCCGGCGAAGUGGUGAUAAUGGUGCUGGUGCUGGAGCUGGUGCGAUGCUAAUGCUGGCAGUGGUGGCGGUGGUCAAGUUUUCUCCUACUUAUUGUAAUGUGUGCAGAAUUCUCGUCUUGUUUUCGGUAUGGAAAUUAAUGCCGCUUGACAAAAAGGUUUUCUACAAUUCUGAAUUCCUAAAAUCAAUGAAUGGAUUUCUGGAAUAAUCCUUUUUACUACUACAAAUCCACGACAAUUAGGAAGGGGCGCUCGGCUGCUACUCUCACUCGCUCUCUAAAUGUAUAACAGUAGAACUGAUAUAAUUUCGGCUCUCUGAAAGUAACGGAUGCUUACAAGUGAAGACGAUAAAGAAUAUUAUAAUAAUUAGUUAUUAACACCAAAUGAUUAGAAUGAAGAAGAGAAGUUUAAAUAAAUUAAAGGCUAAAUAAUGCGCUGAUUCAAUUUAGUAAA
Molecule: messenger RNA, 861 nt
Organism: Bactrocera oleae (olive fruit fly)
Lineage: Eukaryota; Metazoa; Arthropoda; Insecta; Diptera; Tephritidae
Source: RefSeq, a predicted model, not a curated record